UUGUGUUCAUAGAGAGACUGAACAUGUUUAACUGGAGUGUAGGGAUCAAAUUAAUGCUGUUUCUUCUUCCAAAUUCCUCCUGGGCUGAGCUUGUGAGGGCUACCAAGCAAAAUGGAAUCCAGUCUCCAAGUGGGUAAGACUUUACUUGCCAUAUCUGUGUUUUCAGUAUUUGUUGCGUGGGACAUUGUAAAGGCGUGUUAUAGAAGGGAUAAAUGGAUUCAGGGCAGUGGUCUCACUCUCACUGCCUUGUCCGUUCAAUUUCUUGGGUAUCUUGAUGCCCAAAACCUCAAUCACAAAUCAAAAGAACAGGAGUUAAAAGUAUUGUUGAAAAAUCAACUGUCUGUUGAUAAUGAUCGACUUGUUUUCUGCACAUUUUUGGCAUGCGUGCUGCCGGGCGUGGCCUUUCAUAGCUCUGGGGGAAGGUGGUCAAAUAUUGCAGCUUUAGCAGUAAGUUUAUGUUUGCAUAUGUCCACAGAGAUUUAUGUGCUUCAAAAUGUUAACGACCCUGCAUUCAGAAAUGGAGGGAGGGCGAUGUUUAUUUCAUCCAGUGUGCUUCUGCUGGUGGCAGCCAUUUCCCUCGUGCUUUACAUAGGCUUGGCUAUUAUAAAUUGUAAAUUCACUCGUGACCGUCUAAAUCACAAGAUUGCUAAGAUGGUUAAAGGAAGAGUAGAAAGUCAAAUGCCUAAAGAAAAUUUAAAAAGAAUGCUCGAUACAGAGAAGUUUUAUGUAUUCAAGUAUUGGGCUAUAGUUCGUGGUUGUCAGCAAGAAUUUUGGCUGGUUAGCUCGGCCUUCAGUCCAGCUGUGCUAAUGAUUGUGACGACAUGUGUUGCAAUGGUGGUGGCCAAAGCAAUAUCUCCACAAUCUCUUUUACAUCAUGAGAGUAAUAAUAGUGUGAGGUGGACAUUGUGCUUCCAGUGCGUUUUCAUCCUCACAGGAUGGGCUAUUCUCAUCUGGAGAUGGGCAGUAUUUCUCUUGCUUUGUGUCUCGCGGGAAGCUGAAUUUUUCGCUUACCGUUCGUAUAUUAAGGUAUAUGGAAAUCGCUUCUUCCGGUUAGUAUACCUUUCUAUCCAAAGAGCCUGGAAUUGGAGCCCACUUGAUGAUGGCCGCUCGUGUUGGAAAAAUAUACUAACCCGUGUGUGGAAACCGGUAAGAAUAUUAGUUUUCUUGAUCAUUCUCAUAAUCAUGCUUCCUGUAAGUCUCUUUUGUGUCGCGAUCUAUUUGCUCGUGCUCGUCCAUUUUUUCUGUUGGUGGUUGUCAAAAUUAUUGGCACGGAGUAUCACCAUUUUACCGUUCGCCAAGGCCUUUAUCGACCAGAUCAAAUAUUGGGUGUCGGAUGCAGAAGUGGAGCUCAAAACAGCAGCUGACGAAAUUUUGUACGUGUCUGAGUCAUCAUUGAAGCGAAUAGAGUCUGUGAUAAACGGAGCUUCUGAGGAGGGCAAAAACUCAAAGGAAAUAGUAGAGGUAAUUAAGCACAGUGUCAAGAAAAGUCGUGAAGAGAUUGGAAAACAGUUUUCUCCAAAGGGAGACAUAUAUUCCUACAUAGGGGUGUGGAAGAUGGCAGCAGUCGCGGCAAUUUCUUUAAUUGCAGAACUUAACUAUGGUGGGGUUUCAGAAGAGAUUAUUAAAGAUGUUGUGGAAGCUUUCAAGGAGGAGAAAGAACUAAAGAUUGUGAAGGAAGCCGUGGAAGCUUACAAGAAGGCGAAAGAUCUACUGGCAUUUCUAGACUUCCCUGAUAACAUAACAGUGAGCCCCAUUAAAUUAUUUAAUUCAGGCAGCAGCCGAGCCUACCAAAUGAGUUUAGAAGCUGACAUCGAAAUGCAAAAGAUAGAAAAGCGGGAUAAAAAAAACUUGCAUCCUAGUGCAGAGUUAACAUUCAAGGCGGUUGAGAAAAUUGUUCAUGAGUUUGCGUCGAAAAAGCAGUGUGCUACGUUCUCCAAUAUCAAGUUCUAUCAAUAUUGGAGUGGCAAAAGGUCUCUUGAUUUAAUAGAGUAUCUUGAAGAUACUGAUAUUCUAAAAGAAUUUAGCAUGAAAUGUGUGUGUCAGGCCAUUUCCGAGGAAUCUUACUGCAACAAGGAGGAAUUGGUCAAUAGAGCAAAGAGCUGCUUGGGAGAUAUAAUAGCAUGUGGUGUUUUAGAACUACCCAAAGUCUUACCUCAAUACUGUAGCAAAUGGGCAGAAGAUUUCAAAGAAGAGAAUUUAAUAAAAGCACUUAAACUACAAGAAAAGUUCAGAGCAAUUGAGGCCUGGAUUUCGGCGGCCACAAGAGACGAGGAGGAAAAUAAGUCACCAGAAGUUACCAAGGUAGACAUCGGACACGAAAUAAAUGAUGAGGAGGCGAAUUCAGCGAGCUGGGAGUAUGCUGGCAAAGGUGAACUGGUCACGUUGGACAGUGUCAAUGCCUCAUGAGGAUACCCAUAGCUUCUGUAAGCUGUCCGCCGGAUUACAGCGAAGUUGCGUAUGUUUGAAGCACUGGAAAUAUGUAUUGUUGUUCAAUAUACUCGUACCGCCGUCAGGAACACUAAUACCAUCAAAGUUGGUUUUGAGACCAGUUAUUUAUUUGUUUCUGUAAAUGAAAAUGGUGUUGCCUAUUAUAUUAUCAGUCAAGGGAAGUAUUUUACUUCCUGAUUCAAGCUAAAGUUACAAUUUGUACGAAGCAAACAUCAAACUACUCUGCAACAAAUAAAUCUAGCUUAUGGAUAUUUGGGAGAUACUAUACUCAUACGAGUGAGUAUGUAUGUAUGUAUGUAUGUGUUUAUUGUUUUAGCUUACUUUCAUAUUUGUAUGGUUUAUUUUCUAGUUUAUUGUUUUA
Cryptomeria japonica (Japanese cedar) is the source of this 2809-nucleotide messenger RNA. RefSeq lists its product as uncharacterized. The transcript has 3 exons. The record is from RefSeq and is a predicted model, not a curated record. Bases 112 to 2406 code for a protein of 764 amino acids. Lineage: Eukaryota; Viridiplantae; Streptophyta; Pinopsida; Cupressales; Cupressaceae.